GUACUAGGUUAGGAUUUGGAUUUAAGAGGUUAUGUUUUGCUUUAGUUUUGGGAAGGUACGAUGAAGUGUAAGUGAUAGUGUAUGGAAAUUAAAAUUAUAUUUUUCCCUCGAUCUAAAAUUUUUGUAUUUAUUUAAAAUGUUCCAUUUUAGAAGAAAAGUCGUUAUAUUGUAUUGUAGUUUUCAUAAAAUACUCGUAACAAAUACGUUAAGAUGCUCAAUAGGAGAAGAGUUCUCAGUUGUUAGAAAUUACAGCCAGAAAAAGGGAAAGAAGAAAGGCACUAACUCAGUAUCCACGUUAUUUGUUCCAAUAUCAGUAAAAUCCAAUCCUGAUGAUAUUAAUGUAGGUGUUGAACUAACCGGUGCUUUAAACAAAGGAGACCUGUUAAAAAUAUUGACUAAAUUCUAUCAAAAACCAGAAAUCAAAGUGUUGUCUCUGGAAAAUGGAAUGGAUAGUUACAUACAAAAUCAAGUCUAUGCAAGUUUUAAAAAGUUCUGCUUGGAAGCUGAGUCACUACCAGCUGAUUUGCAUGUUGUAUUCAGUGAUAUCUUACAAGAUGCUGGCCAUGUGGAUGACAUCUUUCCAUAUUACCUCAGACAUGCACGCCAAAUGUUCCCUCAUUUGGAAUGUAUGGAUGACCUUAGGAAAAUUAGUGAUCUUCGCUCACCAGCAAAUUGGUAUCCAAAUGCAAGAUCACUUAAUCGAAGAAUAAUCUUUCACGCUGGACCAACGAACAGUGGGAAAACAUACCAUGCUUUAGAAAGAUACUUUUCUGCCAAGUCAGGGGUUUAUUGUGGCCCUUUAAAACUUUUAGCAUCAGAAGUUUUCAAAAAAGCCAAUGACAGGGGUGUACCCUGUGAUUUAAUAACAGGAGAAGAGCGUAAAUUUGUGAAUGGUGAGGAUAAUCCAGCUAGGCAUGUCUCGUGUACUGUGGAGAUGACUUCUGUCAACAUGCCAUAUGAGGUGGCUGUGAUAGAUGAGAUUCAGAUGAUGAGGGACCCGGGGAGAGGUUGGGCAUGGACCAGAGCUCUGCUGGGAGUGGCAGCUGAGGAGAUCCAUGUCUGUGGAGAGGAGGGAGCAGUGGACCUGGUGAAAUAUAUAGCAGCCACUACUGGUGAGGAUGUUGAGGUGUGCAAGUACAAGAGGCUGACAGAACUGACUCUUGAAUCGUCCAGCCUCGGUAGCUUGAACAAUGUGCGGCCAGGUGAUUGCAUUGUCUGUUUUAGCAAGAACGAUAUUUACACAGUGAGCAGAGGUAUUGAGGCCCGCGGAAUGGAGGUGGCAGUGAUCUACGGAGGGCUGCCGCCGGGUACUAAGCUGGCCCAGGCUCAGAAGUUCAAUGACCCAGAUAAUCCAUGUAAGGUCCUUGUGGCUACUGAUGCCAUCGGCAUGGGGCUGAACCUGAGUAUCCGUCGUGUCAUAUUUUAUUCCUUAAUUAAGCCAAUUGUGAAUGAAAAGGGAGAUAAGGAAAUGGACGUCAUUUCAGUGUCUCAAGCUCUUCAGAUAGCAGGCAGAGCUGGGCGAUAUGGUACUCAAUUUGACAAGGGAUAUGUUACCACUUUCAAACAUGAAGACUUGGACAUUCUUAGAAAAUUGCUUGGACAAACCCCAGAACCCAUCACGAAGGCAGGUCUACAUCCUACGGCAGAUCAGAUUGAAUUAUAUGCAUAUCAUUUGCCCAACUCCACUCUGGCUAAUUUAAUGGAUAUUUUUGUAUCUCUUUCUACAGUAGACAACUGCCUCUAUUUCAUGUGUAAUGUUGAAGACUUCAAGUUUCUGGCAGAUAUGAUACAACAUGUCCCUUUGCCACUUCGAGCUCGCUAUGUCUUCUGUUGUGCACCGAUCAAUCGCAAGAUGCCAUUCGUUUGUUCCAUGUUCCUUAAGUAUGCUCGUCAGUACAGCAAGAAUGAGCCCCUCACAUUUGAGUGGCUCUGUCGCAGCAUUGGAUGGCCAGUCACAAUGCCGAAAACCAUUAUUGAUCUUGUCCACUUGGAAGCAGUUUUUGAUGUUUUAGACUUGUACCUUUGGCUGAGCUACCGGUUUAUUGAUCUGUUCCCUGAUGCCAAGCUGGUGAGAGAUAUGCAGACAGAGUUAGAUGAUGUGAUACAGCGCGGUGUUAUGCAGCUGACCAGACUCCUCCUCAACUCAGAAACUGGAGUGUCCAGUGGAACAGGCACAGAUACCCAGGAGCAGUUCUCUAUAAAGCAGACCAAACAAGCUUAUCUGAGAGGUGAGAGAGUAAGUACAAGUAUAGGUGAGAGAGUAAGUACAAGUGAACCUGUAGGGCAAGGCAAGUUAACUGAAAGGCUGAUAGCUCAAGGGUUACUCACCCCUACCAUGCUGCAGGAGCUUCGGAGAGAGUGGAAGUUGGAUGGUGAAGAGAAGAUGCAAAGUAGUGAUGAUGAAAGUAAACCAAAAACUAAAAGUAAAAAAAAACCUAAAAUCUAAAUUGUCAAUAAAUAUAUUUUGUACUCUUA
Messenger RNA from Homalodisca vitripennis (glassy-winged sharpshooter), 2475 nucleotides. RefSeq names its product ATP-dependent RNA helicase SUV3 homolog, mitochondrial (gene Suv3). Gene Ontology annotation, cellular component: mitochondrial degradosome. NCBI's taxonomy places the organism in Eukaryota, Metazoa, Arthropoda, Insecta, Hemiptera, Cicadellidae. Gene Ontology annotation, biological process: RNA catabolic process; mitochondrial RNA 3'-end processing. The transcript has 14 exons. Bases 137 to 2446 code for a protein of 769 amino acids. Gene Ontology annotation, molecular function: ATP binding; hydrolase activity, acting on acid anhydrides; RNA helicase activity. The record is from RefSeq and is a predicted model, not a curated record.